Messenger RNA from Geodia barretti, 840 nucleotides. NCBI's taxonomy places the organism in Eukaryota, Metazoa, Porifera, Demospongiae, Tetractinellida, Geodiidae. The record is from the annotation of a GenBank genome assembly.
AUGGUAACAAUUCUCAGCCCGAUGCUGAACCAAGAUGAAGCAUCGGCCAAAUGGGACGAGAUCAAAACAUUCAUCGCCAACCGAGACGGCGAAAUCACCGCGGAGCAGAUUUGGGGAACCCGCCGGCUGGCGUACCCGAUCCGGAAAGGGAACUACAAUUUCCUGGAAGGAGCGUAUUACCUCAGCACGUUCACCGUGGACAAUUCGUUCAACCGGGAGCUGGAAAAUUAUCUGCGGCUGGACGAGCAGGUGCUGCGGUCGCUGAUCGUCAAUUGCGACGGGCCGCUGCCCGACAAACCGGCUCCUGGGCCUUUGACCGCCCCGUCGCGGUACAUCCCGCCGGGACGCGGACGGCGGCAGGACGGUGGCGGACCGGUACCGGAAGCGGCCGGCAGUUUCUCGGAUCGCCGGCCAAGUGGCGCUCCCGGAGUUCUGCCCACGCCGGCACCGAGUCCCGAUGCUCCCGCCGCUGGGGCGGCAACGCGAGAAGUUGCCGAACCGGCAGCGGCCGCAGAGGCCAGCGCCGAAGCCACAGCAACGCCCGCUCCUGCUGCAAGCACUGAGCCAACCAGUAGCACCGAGCCAACCAGUAGCACCGAGCCAACCAGUAGCGCUGAGCCAACCAGUAGCCAGCCAGUAGCGCCGAACCGGCCGUUAGCGCUGCCCCGACCGCUGAAGCGGCGCCGGCUCCUGAGCCGGCUGGCAUUGCUGAACCGAUUGCAAACACUGAGCCAGCCUCCGAAGCUGCACCAGAGCCCGCGACACCCGAGCCCGCGGCGCCGGAGACCGAGCCGACUACCGAAACCGAUGGGGACGCCCAGGCGUAAUAGGUUCCAGUGA